Molecule: messenger RNA, 500 nt
Organism: Plectropomus leopardus (leopard coralgrouper)
Lineage: Eukaryota; Metazoa; Chordata; Actinopteri; Perciformes; Serranidae
Source: RefSeq, a predicted model, not a curated record
CUGUGCUUCUGUCCUGUAGGUGUUGUAUAAAGACAGUUCAGCCAAGGGGACUCCUGUGGUGUUUACCCCAGAGAUGGAGCGAGUCAAAAGGAACCAAGAAAACAUUAGCUCGGUGCUGUACUCCGACAGUUUCCGUAAGCAGGUCCAGGGCAAGGCCGCCUUCGUCCUGGACACACCUGAGAUGAGACGCGUCAGGGAGACCCAGCGCAUCAUCUCUGGAGUGAGAUACCAUGAAGACUUUGAGAAGAACAAAGGCAGCUUCACUCCCACCACGUCUGACCUGGUGACCGAGCGCGUCAAGAAGAACACUCAGGACUUCAGCGACAUCAGCUACCGCGGCAUCCAGAGGCGCGUGGUGGAGAUGGAGAGGAGACGUGCCAUCGAGCACGACCAGGAGACCAUCACCGAUCUGCGUGUGUGGCGCACAAACCCCGGCUCUGUGUUUGACUACGACCCUGCUGAGGACAACAUCCAGUCCAGGAGUCUGCACAUGAUGUCAG